AAAUCCGUUAUUAUGAAAUUUAAAAUCAACACACAGAGGGUUAAUUUCAUUCGGGCUAGAUUAAGCCCUGCAGCUUUAAAUGGUGGGCGUGGCGAUCUCAUCAUUACCCGCCCUUUAUGCAAAUCAGCCACGCCUUCCCGUAUCCCGGGUUAAUACGGCUUUGCAGUCUUUUUAGCUGCGUUCACAGCUUGUGCAAGCUGCCGCGGGAAAGAGGCCUCAGAUAGAUAACCUCACAUGCACGCUACUACAAUACAACCUACGAUUAUGAAUUUAGCAACAGUCAAGGAUUAAUUCACUUUUUUUUUUUUUUAAAUAACAAGUUACCACUUCAUCUGGCACGAAAUUAAGACCCAACAGAGACGGAAGCACCAGAUUCAAAAUCCCAAACUUUUGCAAGCGAGACAAAAAGAGGAGUGAGGACAGAUCGAGAUAUUUUUCAAUCAAAUAAUUUUUUUUUUUCCUGUUUUUUUUUUUUUUUUUUCCCUUUCCUUCGCGUCCACGCCCACCAUAUAAAUAGCGCUCUGAAAAUAGUGCGAUUAUCUGAAGCCAGCUGUUCAAUUUGUAUUUAAAAGCCUAUGCGUUGUUUAAUAACAAGCCAAUUUGCCUAGAGCCCGCGGACUCGUUGGGAUAUCACAGAUUCGACACAACAAAAGCGUCAUAGCCGCCCAUGCCUGGAGUAAAUUCAAGCGACCCGCUUCAUGAUAUCUGUGCGAUGGAAUACGACAGCUACCAGCACUAUUUCUACGAUGGCCACGACUCGGAGGAGGAUUUUUACAAAUCCACGGCUCCCAGCGAAGACAUUUGGAAGAAAUUUGAACUGGUAGUAGCCACACCUCCCAUGUCGCCCAUCUGGUCCUUGGAAGGUGGCUUGCAAUCGCCUCCCAGCGCCGGGGACAAGCUGGAAUGGGUCUCCCAGUGUUUAGGUCAGGACCACGGGGAGGAAGGGACGUACAAGAUCGACACGGAGGAGAUUUUUGGCAAUCUCAGCUCGAUUAUCGUCCAGGACUGCAUGUGGAGUGGCUUCUCGGCCACACAGAGGCUAGAGAAAGUUGUAAACGAGCGGCUUUCAAACUGUGGGGCCAGGGUCACCCAAACGACCCAGACGGGCACGGCCAGCCCAGGCGCCCACCCGGCGGCUGCUGCACAGAAUGCGUCAGCGCUUAAUAAUAACAGCCCUGCCGCGGAUUGUGUGGACCCUGCAGCAGUCUUACCCAACCCGUUCACCGUUAGGAGCAAAAAUCAAGCGUCCUCGGGUUCCGAGUGCCGCACUGAUUCUGAAGAUGAAGAAAUUGACGUGGUGACGGUGGAGAGCAAGCAGAACAGGAGGAAGCCGGUGACGAUCACGGUGAGAGCCGACCCCCUCGACCCCUGCAUGAAACGCUUCCACAUCUCCAUCCACCAGCAGCAGCACAACUAUGCCGCCCCCUCGCCGGACAGCUACCCCGACCCGGAGCCCCAGCCAAAGAGGAUCAAACAGGAGCCGCUCACCCCUCCCCCGGAGGAACCGGACUUCAGACCUGCACUGCUGCAGAGACGGCACAGCUCCAAGCCGGCCAGCCCACAGAGCUCCGACGCUGAGGACACCGACAAGAGGAAGACCCACAACUACCUGGAGCGUAAGCGGCGCAACGACCUCCGAUCCAGGUUCCUGGCCCUGCGGGACGAGAUCCCAGACCUGGCGGACUGUCCCAAGACUCCCAAAGUGGUCAUCCUCACCAAGGCGACGGAGUACCUGAAGGUGCUUCACGCCAGCGAGAAGCACAAGACCCAGGAGAGGAAGCAGCUGAAGUGCCAACAACAGCAGCUCUUGCGGAAGCUUGCGAAAUUGAAACGAUCUUAAAAAACAGACCUGUAAAGGGGGGGGAAGAGGGAGGCUUGACACAAAUACCUUACUUUUUACUGGUAUGAUCAUUUUUAUUUUUGCACAUUUUUACUUCAACACAGGAGUUGAUAAGGUGGCAGACAAAAAUGGACUGCGUAUCCCAGAUUGCUUUGCAGCCAAAGCACAUGACCUAUGGGUGGGUGAGGCCAAGUGGAAGUGGUUUGACAGAUCAGCCCAUAUUCUGUUCAAGAAUCCUCUUCUGCUCUGUGUAUGCUGUAUAUAUAAAGUGCAAAAAGUGGUGUUGCCUUCAGUAGGCAGUUCCCAUUUCAGCGCUGCGUUCUAAAACUGUGACUGGCAGUCACAUCUACGGGAGAGUUGUAAAUAUUGUAAAAUGGCGAACCUGCUUGGUCUGCCUACCAUGUUGAAGUCUGUUUCCACUGGAGAUAGUUGCCAGGUCUUUGUCUAUUAGUGGAGGCUGAUAGUCACUGCUCACUUUAGAUGUGCUGUGUGAAUAGUUAUCAUGCACAUGGCUGUGAAUGACCCUGUUGUAUAGACUACUGUAAAUAAUAAAACUUCAGUUCAGGAACCAAAAGCAAGACACUUUUUUUUUUCUAAGAGUUUUCUUUUUGUUUUGUGUGUAUUCUUAAACGCUUGGGUGUGGCCUGUCCAGGCUCCCCCCAGGGUAUCUCAGAACUUCUAUAUUUUUGUUAUCUAAAAAGAAUAAUAAAAAACACUACUGUACUUUACUGCAACACACUCUAGUCACUUUGUGAUACUGUCUUCACUGCCUGUCUCUUUUUUUAUUUUUUAUUUUUUUGGAUUUAUAUAUACAGAAUGUGAAAAGAGAAUUUUAUACUAUUUUUUUUACAGAAUUAAGUUUGUAAAAAGUUGAAGGUUUUCGUUUAUAAAAUUGUAUAAAGAACAGUGCAGUCUGUGCUGGACAGUGUCUCUACCCUAAUGGCAUUUCACUUGCUCAAUCCCUGUUGCAUCACUGGGGGGAAUGCAUUAAGAAUUGGCACGCUGAUGAAUGCUUAUAGCAUACAAUUGCAAUGCAUUCAUAGGUGGACUGAGGCUUUCUGGAUAAAGCAGCCCUGUGUUUUUAAAAUGCGCACUAUUUCAGCUAUUGGUUUGCCAAAGAACCAUAACAUAUUUGUGCAGCAAUUAAGUAAAUUGUGGUGGAAAGUAAGAAGUGACUCAAACCUUUGUUUGCCUCUGCAUGAUCUUAAUCUGUUUUGUGGGGGGGGGAACAAAAUGCAGGUUUUGCAUUGCAAGGAAUUUAUUUUAGCCGGUCGGCACAAUGGGAUUUAGUUCUGACCCAGACAACAAACUGCACCCCCCUUCCACCUAGAGUCGCCUUCCAAUUGACCGUGGGGCCUGGUCAAGCCAAACCAACAUGGAGUCCUGAAAGCCAGUUUUCUGUUCAGUGGGACGAAGGAAGUCGAUUUUGGACUGACCAUCUAGAAGGGCUUUUAGGAAGCUCCUUGCUGUUCAUCAGAAAUAUCACCAGGAUCAUCUUGCCUCAUACACCCGUUACUUUAUCUGUAUACCCCCUUUGAACUGGUCCAGAGAACCUGGCUAUGGACUUCGUCUCUUGGUACGACAGCGGGGGUGCUUUGGGAUGGAAUUGGGGGCAUGCGAGAGGGGGUGAGGGUCCUUUCUCUCUUUUGUUUUGACUUGUAUUGUCCAGCACAUACCGAAGUGUCUUUCACAGUGUGUAUAUAUUAAAAAAAAAAAAAAAAAAAAAAAAAAAAAAGCUUUAUGAAUGACUGAUCUCUCCGGAUUUAGCACUUUGUGUUUCAGUACCUCAGAAAAUAAAAUUAAAUUGAGUUUGAAAA
This is a messenger RNA of Polyodon spathula (Mississippi paddlefish), 3657 nucleotides long. It is a transcript of the gene myclb, whose product is annotated as MYCL proto-oncogene, bHLH transcription factor b. The record is from RefSeq and is a predicted model, not a curated record. Bases 668 to 1840 code for a protein of 390 amino acids. Gene Ontology annotation, biological process: regulation of transcription by RNA polymerase II. Gene Ontology annotation, molecular function: DNA-binding transcription factor activity, RNA polymerase II-specific; RNA polymerase II cis-regulatory region sequence-specific DNA binding; protein dimerization activity. NCBI's taxonomy places the organism in Eukaryota, Metazoa, Chordata, Actinopteri, Acipenseriformes, Polyodontidae. The transcript is spliced from 3 exons.